GUCAAAAUGGCCAAACCGGUGUCCAUCACGUCCUCGGAGCAGUUUUUUCAGUUGCUCACAUCUACCAAAAUCCUUAUCGCAGAUUUUUAUGCCGAUUGGUGCCAGCCAUGCAAAGUCAUCGCCCCGGUUUUCGAGCAAUUGUCCACUCAACUAUCGCGUCCAAACCAAAUGUCAUUUGUCAAGAUCAAUGUUGACGAGCAACAGGAGAUAUCCCAGGCCUUUGGUGUUACUGCAAUGCCAACAUUCCUGAUAUUCAAGGACGGCGACGUUGUCCAAACGAUCCAAGGCGCAAACUCAAGAGGUCUCACCGAUGCAGUCAGGAAAUUCGCCGCGGGUGGCGAAGGCGGAGACACUGGGGCAGCGGCUGGUGGUGAAUCCUCAGAAAGUGGAAGCAAUUGGUUAGGAGCUGCUGUUCCCAAGGGCUACCAGGACAUCACCGACCAGGUCGAUCUCAAGGGCAUAGACUUAUUAAACUGCGACAACGACAUUGGACCUGGAAAAAACAUUUUCGAGAGGUCGCAGCCUUCGGCACUCAAACCAAAGGCCAAAGAGGAGAGCAAACCGGACUGGGUGGAGAGUGACACAGACGAGCAGCUGAUGCUGUUCAUGCCAUUUAACGCGUCGCUGAAGAUUCAUUCAUUGCAUAUUACCUCUCUUCCUCCAAAAGAUGAGGACGACGAAGUCCCCAUGCGCCCUAAGACAAUAAAGCUAUACACGAAUCGGUCACACAUUAUCGGUUUCGACGAAGCCGACGAUGUUCAGCCAACGCAGGAGGUUACGAUUGAGCCUAGAGACUGGGAUGCGAAAACGGGAACUGCGAAGGUUGACCUGCGCUUCGUCAAGUUCCAGCGAGUUGCAUCUUUAGUCGUAUACUUCGUAGACGGGGACGGGGAUGGUGAAAAGAUCCGAGUUGAUAGGAUACGACUCUUUGGUGAUUCGGGAGAGAAGAUGGAGAUGGGAAAGCUGGAGAAAUUUGGCGAACCAGGAGGAGAGUAGGCUAAACAGAGCAGCUUCUUGAACAGCCUGCCGCGAGACCUCUCUGCAGCAGAUAGCUACAAUACUGAUUGGGACUCCGGGGGGUCAUCGUGAAAAUCUCUGACCUCCAAAGAUCCAAUGACGAAGCCAGGCAA
Molecule: messenger RNA, 1130 nt
Organism: Coccidioides posadasii C735 delta SOWgp
Lineage: Eukaryota; Fungi; Ascomycota; Eurotiomycetes; Onygenales; Onygenaceae
Cellular component (GO): cytosol
Molecular function (GO): protein-disulfide reductase activity
Source: RefSeq, a predicted model, not a curated record